GCUGUUGAAGGAGAUCCCGAAGACUGGGUUCGUAUCGUUAGUAACGAUGGAUAUACUUUCCUGUUGAAGAGGAAGGUAGCAAAUAUGAGUGGGACUAUAAAAAAUUCGUUGGAUGAAACGGGAAAGUCCCAGCCCUUCAUAUCACUCUCCAGAAAAUCUCCAACAUAUUUUUCGUUUGUAGGGGGAGGGAUAAUUGUGCAGAAGAUGAUUGAAUAUAUGUCAUUCAAAGCAUAUUAUUCCAAUGUAGGGCCCAAGGAAGAGAUCCCAGUGAAUGAAUUCAUGGAGCGUCUGCCACCAGAGAUCGUGCUAGAAUUGUCGGUGACUUUUUUUCACCAUCUCAUAUCGAUUACUCUGACAAUCUUGUACGAUUAA
Lentinula edodes (shiitake mushroom) is the source of this 372-nucleotide messenger RNA. RefSeq lists its product as uncharacterized. Gene Ontology annotation, cellular component: elongin complex. The record is from RefSeq and is a predicted model, not a curated record. Gene Ontology annotation, biological process: ubiquitin-dependent protein catabolic process. The transcript has 2 exons. Lineage: Eukaryota; Fungi; Basidiomycota; Agaricomycetes; Agaricales; Omphalotaceae. Gene Ontology annotation, molecular function: protein-macromolecule adaptor activity. The annotation marks the transcript as partial.